AUGUUCUCAUCUCAGGUUUCAUUCCAAGAGCCUCAAUUAAGACAGGAACAUCCAGCACUUAAACAUUCGCCUCGAAGUCAUCAUCCAAAGCCAACAUACUUCUUGUCAACUCCACCGCCUUCGCCGAUGACAGCCACACUAGGGCAACCUAAUCGCUCCUGUGCAAGCUGCAAGAAGCGAAAAGUCAAGUGUGACAGGAAGACACCUUCGUGUUCAGCCUGUCAAAAGUCAAAACAUCAUUGUCAUUAUACCUCCUACUCUCCGACUACCGUGAUCACAGAAGAAACUCAAUUCAACGGAGAAGAUGAAGUAUUCAGAGCAAUGAAACAGAAGUUUGAAGAAAUUGACAAACAACGUUGGGAAACUUUUAUUAGAAAUUUUAAUCCCGCAUUGGCGGCAAAGUGCCUUAAUCAACCGCAGCAGGAAGAGCGUAACUUGGGAUUCCCAGUACAUUACUACACAGAUGAUAUCUAUAACUUAAGUCUACCGGUGGGUGUCCAGCACCCCGUGCCACCUACGUUGACUGACGCGCCAUACCAAAGUUCUUAUGUCAUUCCUCCCGUUCCAACUUCUCCAG
Acaulospora morrowiae is the source of this 577-nucleotide messenger RNA. The record is from the annotation of a GenBank genome assembly. Lineage: Eukaryota; Fungi; Glomeromycota; Glomeromycetes; Diversisporales; Acaulosporaceae.